CGCGCAUGUUGGUCGGGCUGUCUGCCAGUUGUGCAGAUGGUUGUUUUCCGCGUUCAUGGAUAAAGCCCAUGGGUUAAAAAAACCCUGAAUUUCUGUGGUUAUAACAGUUUCGCCAUUGCUGUGUCCAUUUUUGGUCGCAGAAUAUGUUUACGGAGUUGGAUACUACACGGCUGCCAGAUGUAGUCGCUGCUGACGAAAUUCCUGACCAGACAGAGUCAUCCUAUUUAUUUCCAUCCAAUCUACCAAGACAGAAUUUAGCAGGUGGGAGGGGAGUUUUCGCAAACUUUUUUGAGGAAAUGGCGGGACCCGGGGCGACAGAUGCUCUGACCAACCGAACGCAGUGUAACUCAAAAGAACCGAACAAAUGUGCAAGGUUUGAAACUCCUUUUGCAAAGGAAGGGAGUGAGGAUGAUUUCUAUGUGCUCAGCGACCAUGGAUAUCCCAUGCAGGCCUUUUAUGAUAAUUUGGCGGACAACGACCUAGAUAUUUUGGAUCAGUACAAACACUUUGUUGAUCGUUCGAGAGAAAAUUCAACUCCGAUCGAACCAUAUUGCUGCACGGCUCCUUCCUUGGAUCAUCCUAGUUGGGAUGCUGACCCCAACACCCCUUCCAUGAGACCCGGAGGAAUUACUGGUUACAUGCAUGGAGAAUUGGGUAGUGACAUGUGUAUCUCCUACGUACAGCGAUGCAAACCGCCAAAAAUCCUGGCCAAGCGGUUUCUUCUGGGGGAAACAAUCGGACGCGGCAGUUACGGAAAGGUAAAGGAUGCGGUUGAUUUGGUAACUUUACGUAGACAGGCUGUCAAAGUGAUCAGCAAGCUGGCCAUCCGUAAAAUUCCCGGCGGUUGGUCUCAGGUUCUUCUGGAAGCCAGCGUCAUGCUUCGGCUCCCACCGCAUCGACACAUUGUCUCCUUACUAUCUGUACUCCGAUUAGACAAUCCGGAUCGGCUGUGUUUGGUGAUGGAACACUGCCUGGGUUCAGUGCAUGAUCUCCAAGCUGCCGGUGUUCCCUCCAUCCCGGGUGAGGAGGAUGAGGAAUUCGAUGUUGGUUUGAAAUUUGCUCCUGGAGCAGGCAAAGAAUCCACUGGUACAGACAACCCGCGAUCUUCCAUUCCCUGUCAGGCCACUUCUGACGCGCAUCAUAACUCCGAAUCCACUCGACGUGCCCCCAAACCGAAUCGCUUCAGUCGCCAAUUACCCACCAUUUCCACUGACAUUAAGCAAGAAACCAAGAAGUUUGCUGAUGCCUUCCGCCGUCGGAAAGUCUCCAAUAUAGAACAUGGACACAGGAAAAAAUCGAUACCCCAACACACUCAACAGCAACAAUUCCGUCGACUUCCUGAAGCGCAGGCGCAUGCCUAUUUUUUGCAGCUCAUCGAUGGCCUGGACUUCCUUCAUCGAAACGGUGUGAUCCAUCGAGACAUCAAACCGGCCAACCUCCUCCUCACACCGGCCCCCGGUUGCGGUUUGGGUGAUCUACACAGUGUGGCUGAAUUCAUGGAUGCUGCGGACUCAGGCUGGUUGGAUGGGAACGGCGGACAGUCGGGGUUUUUAGGGCGCUCUCUUUCUGAUCUUUUGGCGGCCUCUAGAGGAUGGUUGGUGAAACUCACUGAUUUCGGUGUCUCUGCAUCCCUUUCUGCCUUCCAGCCAACUGACCAGGUCAGUGGGGGACAGACCACACCGGCCGUUCAACCGCCCGAGGUGGCUAAAGGAGUUCAGUCUGUAUUCGUGGGAUCUAAACUGGAUGUGUACAGUGCUGGUGUGAGUCUGUACUUCAUGCUUACAGGUCGUGUCCCGUUCUCCUGUCAGAACGUGCUCCAAAUAUUCGAAGCGAUUGCCCAAGGCGAAUACACCAUCCCGGGUCACGUGUCCACCCACGCCGCCCACCUUGUCCGGAAAAUGAUGUACAAAGAUCCCAAGAAACGGUACACUUUGGAACAGAUCAGCAAACAUCCUUGGGUAGUCAACGAUCCAACACCUGCCCUCACAAUGGAACACCUUCGUGCCAAGUUCCGAGCCACCUCACCUCAUAUGUUCCUCGACCGUGGGAUUACUUGUUGGCUUAAUCCACUGGACUAUCUCAACCGAAAUACUUCGGAAUUCCCUGCGCCACAUAUCGACGAAACCGGUGCCAGGAUAUUCAGUCUUGUUGAGCUCUCCGGUUCCGAGCAUGCAGCGCCCGCUCCUCUUAACGAAGCCGGUUUGGAGGAUGGCGAUCUGAGCUCGCAGCAAUGGGUCGCCCCCAUAUCUGUUGUGGACAGACUCAGGCUGUUCAACCAACUUUCCGAUCCCUCCAAAAUGGCUGAAAUCGAUCACGAUCAGUGUAAUCGGUUCACACGAGCAAAUGCUCCUGGGUCUGAUGGACUGGAAUCACGGCUGGCCAAAUUGGGUAUCACCUCCGAACGAUUUGCGGACGCUGGUGUCUCUUCCUUCCUCGAUCCAUCGCUUCGUCUUAAGGAACGCCACUAUUCAGGUGGUACAGAGCAUGUGCACCAUCCGUUCGACUCAUCCUACUAUCGUCAACGAGGUGUAACCAUAUCCUUACCUGCCCGCUCUUUUCGUCAAGAUGUGAGUCAGAUGCGGCGACCAUUAGACGCUCAGUCAGCCCUGUGUGAGCCCCCCGUUUGUCCAGCUGACCUUCCUGUGUCACCCCCAAUGCAGCUGUUCGGACAUCAAGCUGCCCUGACUUUGGGACACGGAGGUAAAAUGCGAGCGACCAGUUUAUCUGGUCGGGAAGAAGAGUACGCUCCUAACGACCAGCAAACCGAAUCUCAUUUCACCUGGCAUUCCGGUUCUCGUCUGGCCUUUUCACCCGCACAGGUAUCCGAUCUCAGUUCAGGUCGUCGGGCACGCACCUACGAAUCCAACAUGGAUGCUCAAGGUGUCGAUCCCAAAGAUGAACCCUCUCCAAUCGCCUACUCCAACCCAAUUUUGGGUCGCUUGCCGGAUAGUGGCGCACAUCGACAACCCUCGUCUCGCAUUGGACGCCGAAUCACGCAGUGGUUGGCGAGUCCAUUCUCUUCUCUGCGACGUCGACUGCGUAAUCGUCGUCAUAAGGAUGUUAGAUUUGGUGAUGUGACCUUUGAAUGUCCAGACACUAACGAUUCGGCUUUUUCGCACUCUUCAGACCAAACUAUCUCGACGCCUACCGACCCCACUGGAUCCUUGAAAGGCAAACGUCACCGGUGGCUGCUUCAGCGGACAAAGAGUCGCAACGGCGCGGCACCUCCUAUGACCAACACGGCAAACAGGCGUCCGACUCGUUGAUCUUUUUUUCUCCACUUUACACGACCCCCAGCAAGUUGGCCUUACCUCUGCUAUUCUUCCGCAUUCGUACUUUUCUGUUUGAGAAUUGAUUACCCUUACAGAGUCCCAUCACCACAUCCCGUUUGCGUGCCAGCGUACCACCUGUGAUCAUCUGCUUGUAGACGUUACCCCUUCCUAAAUUCUCUACGAUUUCUUCUUACCAAUGUUGUGGUACUUCCCGUCUUGGCUGCCGGUUUCUCAUCCUUCAUUGUACAGUUCCCUUUGUUGCUUCCUAUCGGGUUUCUCGAUCCGAUGUAUUUAUUGUGAUACUAGCCCAAUUAACUAGCCCCGCAUAUGUUUACAUCAGCCCAGUUGGUCAUUGGUCGUGGUGAUGCUUACGUGUAAAUAUGGCCUACCAACAUCGAACUAUACCGUUUGGCUUUCGUUGAAAACACUCCCACGUACGUGGACCAUGCAUGACCCCUCCAUCGCUUGCCCCAAUUGCUUAACCGCCUCCCAUUCCAGUCACAAGAGGGGUGAUGUGUUUUGAGCCCCCCUCGUUUUGGGUGUCGUGUCAGUUUUGUUCCAAGCCACGCUUUGAUCCGAGCAAUGCAGGGCGCCUACUUUCUUUGUUUACCUUAGUUUAUGACCAACUAGACACGUGUAUAAAAAUCUAUGAAAACGACCUGU
Molecule: messenger RNA, 3935 nt
Organism: Opisthorchis viverrini
Lineage: Eukaryota; Metazoa; Platyhelminthes; Trematoda; Opisthorchiida; Opisthorchiidae
Exons: 8
Coding region: 144-3266 (1040 amino acids)
Biological process (GO): protein phosphorylation; intracellular signal transduction
Cellular component (GO): cytoplasm
Molecular function (GO): ATP binding; protein serine/threonine kinase activity
Source: RefSeq, a predicted model, not a curated record